This is a messenger RNA of Pleuronectes platessa (European plaice), 3981 nucleotides long. RefSeq names its product mitogen-activated protein kinase kinase kinase 15 (gene map3k15). Gene Ontology annotation, biological process: protein phosphorylation; cellular response to stress; MAPK cascade. Lineage: Eukaryota; Metazoa; Chordata; Actinopteri; Pleuronectiformes; Pleuronectidae. The transcript has 29 exons. Gene Ontology annotation, molecular function: MAP kinase kinase kinase activity; ATP binding. The record is from RefSeq and is a predicted model, not a curated record. Bases 1 to 3981 code for a protein of 1326 amino acids.
AUGGAAUCUGGGCAAAGCGCGCAGGUUACCGACAUGGCGGGGGAGCACUCCGCCGGGGCCAGCGUGGCGGAGCGGGACCGGACCGACGUGUCCAGCCCCAGUCCCCCGUUCAAGCAGCGCUCCCUGCGGGCCGUGUACGUGCUGAACGACGGGCUGAAGGCGGUGAUGGCGAGCAGCCCCGAGUCCGGAGCCCUGCAGUGUCUGCAGAGAGCCUGCGACUCCGAGAGCGCGCUGCUCACCACCGUCACCUUCGGGAGGCUGGACUUCGGGGAGACGUCGGUGCUGGACAGUUUCUACGAUGCAGACAUCGCCGUGGUGGAUAUGAGUGACGUGUUCCGGCAGCCAUCUUUGUUUUAUCACCUGGGCGUCAGGGAGAGUUUCGACAUGGCCAACAAUGUCAUCCUGUACAACGACACCGACCCCGACACUGCGCAGUCACUGAAGGACAUGGUGGCGCAGAAAAACACGGCCACUCGUCCUCCAGUGUUAGGUUUCCCGUGGGUUCCGUUGCCUCCAGAGUACAGAGGCUCUGGAUUGCGCGAUAAAGCCUCCAGUGGGAACUACUACUUCAUCCCCUACAUCGUGACGCCCAACCACGAGUACAUGUGCUGUGAGAGCGACGCCCAGCGCAGGGCCAGCGAGUACAUGCAGCCCAGCUGGGACAACCUGCUGGGACCACUGUGCGUCCCCCUGACCGACCGCUUCACCAGCCUGCUGAAGGACAUCCACGUCACGUCCUGCGCGUCCUAUAAGGACACCCUGCUGAACGACAUCCGGAAGGCCCGGGAGAAAUAUCAGGGCGAGGAACUGGCCAAGGAGCUUUCCCGCAUCAAGCUCCGGAUCGACAACACCGAGGUCCUCACGCAGGACAUCGUCAUGAACCUGCUGUUCUCCUACAGAGACAUUCAGGACUAUGACGCCAUGGUGAAGUUGGUCCAAACCCUGGAAAUGUUGCCGACUUGUGAUCUGGCAACUCAGCCCAUGAUCCAGUUCCAUUACGCCUUCGCUCUCAAUAGGAGGAACAGUCCUGGUGACAGGGAGCAGGCUCUCACUGUGAUGCUUCAGGUGCUGGAGUCGUGUGAGCAUCCUGCGCCCGACAUGUUCUGCCUCUGUGGACGAAUCUACAAGGACAUCUUCCUGGACUCUGACUGUAAAGACAUGAUAAACAGAGACAAUGCCAUUCAGUGGUACAGGAAGGGCUUUGAGCUGCAGCCCACUCUCUACUCCGGGAUCAACCUGGCCGUCCUGCUCAUCGUGGCCGGGCUGCAGUUUGAGAGCUCGAUUGAACUGAGGAAAAUAGGUGUGAGGUUGAACAGUUUGCUGGGACGAAAAGGAUCCCUGGAGAAGAUGAACAACUACUGGGACGUGGGACAGUUCUUCACCGUCAGCAUGUUGGCCAGCGACAUCCCCAAAGCUACUCAGGCUGCAGAGAAGCUCUUCAAACUGAAGCCUCCUCUCUGGUAUCUGCGGUCGGUGGUGCAGAACCUGCAGCUGAUCCAGAGGUUCAAGAAGCAGAACCUGGAGCAUUCUCCUCAGAGGGAGCGACUCAACUUCUGGAUGGACAUCAUCGUGGAGGCGACGCAGCGCACCACCAACCGACUGCGCUUUCCAGUGUUGAUUCUGGAGCCAACGAAGGUUUACCAGCCGUCGUAUGUGUCCAUCAACAACGAGGCAGAAGAGAAGAACGUCUCCAUCUGGCACGUCUCUCCUGCUGAAACUAAGGGUAUACACGAGUGGAACUUUACUGCAAUGUCCAUAAAAGGCAUCAGCAUCAGCAAGUUCGACGAGCGCUGCUGCUUCCUCUACGUCCACGACAACUCCGACGACUUCCAGAUCUACUUCUCCACUGAGGAGCAGUGCGGUCGAUUCUGCUCCAUGGUGAAGGAGAUGAUAUCUGAUGGGACAGGAAAUGCUGUGGAGCUGGAAGGGGAAGGAGAUGGAGACACGCUGGAGUACGAGUAUGACACCGAUGAGACGGAGGACAGGGUGGUGCUGGGGCGAGGAACCUAUGGAGUGGUGUUCGCUGGGAGAGACAUGAGCAACCAGGUCCGGAUCGCCAUCAAGGAGAUCCCAGAGAGAGACAGCAGAUACUCGCAGCCGCUUCACGAGGAGAUCGCUCUUCACAAGUACCUGAAGCACAGGAACAUCGUCCAGUACCUGGGCUCUGUGUCUGAGAACGGAUACAUCAAGAUCUUCAUGGAGCAAGUGCCUGGAGGAAGCCUGUCGGCGUUGCUGCGGUCGAAAUGGGGUCCGCUGAAGGAGGCCACGAUCAUCUUCUACACCAGACAGAUCCUGGAGGGGCUCAGAUACCUGCACGAGAACCAGAUCGUCCACCGAGACAUCAAGGGUGAUAACGUCUUGGUGAACACCUACAGUGGCGUCUUGAAGAUCUCCGACUUUGGUACCUCCAAGCGUUUGGCGGGAGUCAACCCGUGUACAGAAACGUUCACCGGUACGCUGCAGUACAUGGCGCCAGAAAUCAUCGAUAAGGGCCCUCGAGGGUACGGGGCCCCGGCCGACAUCUGGUCCCUCGGAUGCACCAUCAUAGAGAUGGCCACCGGGAAACCGCCCUUUCACGAGCUCGGGGAACCACAGGCGGCCAUGUUUAAGGUGGGCAUGUUCAAGAUCCACCCGGAGAUCCCAGAGUCUCUGUCGCUGGAAGCCAAGUCGUUCAUCCUGCGCUGCUUCGAGCCCGACCCCAACAAGAGAGCCAUCGCCUCCGACCUGCUCAAGGACACGUUCGUCAGGCACAACGCGAAGGGCAAGAAGAGCAAGAUCGCCUUCAAACCAUCAGACUACAUCCAAAAUGUUUCCCUGCCGGUGCAGUUGCAGUGCGAGGCCACCGGGAGCAGCAGCAGCGAGCCCGGCUCCGUCAGCCCCGACUGUGACUCCAAACACGACGUUUUCUUCCUGAAGAAGAAAAGCUCGCCCUCCGAUAACCUGCUCAAACCCCCCAACUCCAACUACCUGAGUGUGCCAGAUGAGGGGUCGGUGUCCGAGGACCGCAGUGCCCCCCCCUCCCCUGAGGACAGGGAUGGCGGCCUGUUCCUGCUGAAGAAGGACAGCGAGAGACGCUCCAUCCUCUACAAGGUCCUGAAUGACGACCAGGACAAGGUCAUCUCCUACCUCAAAGAGAACCACAUCCAGGGCAUUGAGGAGCUCCAGCUGUCCGUGGAUCACAUCAAGCAGAUCAUCUGCAUCCUGAGAGACUUCAUCCAUUCCCCCGAGCGGCGCGUCAUGGCCGCCACCAUCUCCAAGCUCAAGCUGGACCUGGACUUCGACUCCACCUCCAUCAACCAGAUCCAGCUGGUGCUGUUUGGCUUCCAGGACUCGGUGAACAAGGUCCUGAGGAAUCAUCACAUUAAGCCUCACUGGAUGUUCGCCAUGGACAACAUCAUCCGGCGGGCGGUGCAGGCCGCCAUCACCAUCCUGAUUCCAGAGCUGCAGACGCACUUCGGCCCGGCGUCCGAGUGCGACGGUGCAGAGAAGGAAGUGGAGGUGGACGAGGAGGAAGUGGAGCUCGGUCCCGUUUUAGCUCCGCACGCCGACGACCCCGCCGCUACGACCGACCCCACCCACUCCGCCGUCAGCACGCUAAACUCCGCCCACUCCCACGAGCACCAGCGCACCCCUCUGCAGCUGGGCGCUCAGCUGGGACGACUCAAACAGGAAACUAACAGGCUGCUGGAGGAGCUGCUGCUAAAGGAGAAGGAGUAUCAGCAGGUCCUGAAGGUGACGCUGCAGCAGAGAUCUCAGGACAUGGAGCUGGUCAGAGUCCGACACAGACCUCCAGAUAUUUCACCUCCGUCCAUCUUCCACGUCCCAGCCGACCACGAGCCGGACAAGCAGCUCGUGGACUGGCUGAAGGAGCAGGGGGCGGACGCUGACACCAUCGAUAAGUUUGUGCUGGAUGAAUACGUGCUGACGGACAUUCUCACUGACGUUACCAAAGACGACCUCCGCUGUCUACGUCUACGGUAG